CCUUCUUCAUUUUCGCAUCCACUUCUCAUUACUCCAUGUAUCAUCAACUUCUUUCAUUUUGUUUCAUGAUCCAUUUUAUAUCCUCCAUUUUAUCUCUUCAUUAGCUUUUUCUUUAGUUUAAAUUCUCUGCGUCUUCAUUUCCAGCUCCUUGCUUUUUCUUGUGAAGGAGGAGAGAGAGCAAGAUGGCGACCAACGGCAAUGGAGAGGCUGCAAACAUGAAUGGGAACGGAGCGGCGAGGGUGACACCAAAGACAGGGCUGAAAAAGAUCACGACAAGUGACAAACAUGAUGGAAUUUGCCAGGACAUGGCGGCACCGACGGUGAAGGCGCAGACUAUUGACGAGCUUCACUCUCUUCAGAGGAAAAAAUCUGCACCAACAACGCCUAAUAAAGGGUUCCAAGGUGCUUUUGCUCCUAUCACUGAAGAAGAACGUCAAAAACAGCAGCUACAGUCCAUCAGUGCGUCUUUGGCCUCACUGACAAGAGAAACUGGACCCAAGGUGGUGAAAGGGGACCCAGCUAACAAGAGAAGGAUCAGCCCACAAGAUCACCACCACCACCAUAACAUCACUGCGCCCACCAUCAGUGUCAGUGACAGUGCUUUAAAGUUCACUCAUGUUCUCUACAACCUAUCUCCUGCAGAGCUUUAUGAGCAGGCCAUAAAAUAUGAGAAAGGAUCAUUCAUUACAUCAACUGGUGCAUUGGCAACCCUUUCUGGUGCUAAAACUGGCAGGGCUCCCAGAGAUAAACGUGUUGUCAAGGAUGAUGAAACAAGCGAGGAGCUCUGGUGGGGCAAGGGUUCACCGAAUAUCGAAAUGGACGAGCACACUUUCUUGGUUAACAGGGAAAGAGCUGUUGAUUACUUGAAUUCUUUGGACAAGGUCUUCGUAAAUGAUCAAUUCUUGAACUGGGACCCUGAGAACAGAAUCAAAGUACGGAUUGUAUCUGCUAGAGCUUACCAUUCACUAUUUAUGCACAACAUGUGUAUCCGACCCACUCCUGAAGAACUGGAGGAUUUCGGUACUCCGGACUUCACUAUAUACAAUGCUGGCCAGUUCCCAUGUAAUCGUUACACACACUACAUGACAUCUUCUACUAGUAUAGAUUUGAAUCUAGCUAGAAGGGAAAUGGUCAUCCUCGGCACACAGUACGCCGGGGAAAUGAAGAAGGGUCUGUUCAGUGUUAUGCAUUAUCUCAUGCCUAAGCGUCAAAUCCUCUCCUUACACUCUGGCUGCAAUAUGGGAAAAGAUGGAGAUGUUGCUCUCUUCUUUGGAUUGUCAGGUACUGGAAAAACAACUCUGUCUACUGAUCCAAAUAGGUACCUAAUUGGAGAUGAUGAACACUGUUGGACUGAGACUGGAGUGUCAAAUAUUGAAGGGGGCUGCUAUGCCAAGUGCAUUGAUCUCUCAAAGGAGAAGGAACCUGAAAUCUGGAAUGCCAUUAAGUUUGGAACGGUGUUGGAAAAUGUGGUGUUUGAUGAACACACUCGUGAAGUGGAUUAUGGUGACAAAGGCGUCACAGAGAAUACUCGAGCAUCCUACCCCAUUGAGUACAUUCCUAAUGCAAAGAUACCAUGUGUUGGUCCACACCCCAAGAAUGUCAUCCUUUUGGCAUGUGAUGCAUUUGGUGUACUCCCACCUGUGAGCAAGCUAAACAUGGCACAGACCAUGUAUCAUUUCAUCAGUGGUUACACUGCUUUGGUGGCUGGCACAGAAGAUGGUGUGAAAGAACCACGGGCGACAUUCUCUGCUUGUUUUGGUGCUGCAUUUAUAAUGUUGCACCCGACUAAGUAUGCAGCUAUGCUAUCUGACAAGAUGCAAAAACAUGGUGCAACAGGAUGGCUUGUCAACACUGGCUGGUCAGGGGGAAGCUAUGGAUCAGGCAGCCGUAUCAAGUUAGCAUACACAAGGAAAAUCAUUGAUGCCAUACACUCUGGCAGCCUCUUGAAAGCAAAAUACAAGAAAACUGGGGUGUUUGGGUUUGAGAUCCCCAUUGAGGUUGAAGGAGUGCCUUCUGAAAUCCUGGACCCUGUGAACACUUGGUCAGACAAGAAAGCUUACAAGGACACGCUUUUGAAACUUGCUGGUCUGUUCAACACUAAUUUUGAAACAUUCACCGACCACAAGAUUGGAAAGGACAAUAAGCUUACAGAGGAGAUCCUGGCAGCUGGUCCGAAUUUCUAAUUGCCAAAAAGUAGAAGGAGAUGAUGUCUGAAGGAAUCUGGGGUAGCAGGCUGAUAGAAUAAAGAGUUAGGUUCUGAAGGUGUAUUUAUGUCAUGAAUCAUGAUGAUAUGUGUAAAACUGUUCCCUUGUUUAAUUCAUAAUCACAAGUUUACGA
Ricinus communis (castor bean) is the source of this 2337-nucleotide messenger RNA. RefSeq names its product phosphoenolpyruvate carboxykinase (ATP) 1. Gene Ontology annotation, biological process: gluconeogenesis. The transcript has 13 exons. Gene Ontology annotation, molecular function: ATP binding; phosphoenolpyruvate carboxykinase (ATP) activity. Lineage: Eukaryota; Viridiplantae; Streptophyta; Magnoliopsida; Malpighiales; Euphorbiaceae. The record is from RefSeq and is a predicted model, not a curated record. Gene Ontology annotation, cellular component: cytosol. The coding region runs from base 183 to 2183 and encodes 666 amino acids.